Molecule: messenger RNA, 4590 nt
Organism: Phoenix dactylifera (date palm)
Lineage: Eukaryota; Viridiplantae; Streptophyta; Magnoliopsida; Arecales; Arecaceae
Source: RefSeq, a predicted model, not a curated record
UGCAAAAUGAGCUUCGUUACGGCCUGUCGUUCUUGUAAGAUCGAAGGGCGGUAAGGAUGCAGCAUAUCAAUCACCGGACGGCAGUACUCGUAAUCCCCAUUUCAUGUCCCCGACCAUCAUGAACAACCGCCAAAAUCUAGUCAUUUCCAAAGAAUGGAGCAGAAGGUAAGAGGGAAUCGCAACAUAACGUAACAUGGAUCCUUUCGCCGCCAUCGACGAGGAGGUUGGUCGGCCCUCCGACUCCCAGGAGGAGCGCCUCCUCCACUUCACUUUCAUCAACGACGCCCCCCCCGCGGACGCCCCCGUCGUCAUCUGCUCUCUCCCCGACUCCCCCUCCGCCGCCGGCGCCGGCCGCGCUGCUGGGUCGCAGCUCCCCCAGGUGGACGACAAAGGGAAGACUCCGGCCGUCGUCGGAGAAGCCUCCCACGGCCGCCGCGAGAAUCCAGGGCCGUCCAAACGCUGCAAGAUCAAAUCUUGUGCUUCCAGGCGGAGACUGGGGGGCGUCCAGAUUAGGUCCUCCGCCUCUCCUGGCGGAACGCCUCCCGACGAGGAUGAGGAGUUAGGGUUUGGUGAAGGCGGAGCGCCAUCAUCGAGGCCAGAUCAAGAAGAUGGCAUGCGAUCGGACAAUCCCCAAUCUGAUCCGAAUGCCCAGACGAGCACCACCAGGAACCCAGAUUUUGCUGCUAAGGUUGUUCCAGAGUCGAGAAAGCUGCCGGCUUCGAUCCGAAAUCCACCGCUGGCGGAGGGGAAUGUGGCCUCUUCUAGUUCUACUGCCGGCGGUCGGAAUUCACCACCUUCGAUCCCGAGGGAAGCGGCUUCCGUGGCCGACAAACCAGUCCCCCCGGGCAGUCUUCUGGAUGUCAUUAAGAUGUUCUCUGAAAAGCCCAGCGGGAGAUUUGCUGAUAUGGAUCUACUGGAAAUCCUCGACAUGAAAGGCGCAGGGUUCCUUCCGCCCCGGUGGUGGCGCCCGGAGGGCUAUGGCAAUUAGAACAUUGGGAAUUUUGGAGCAGGAAUCGUUUUGUGGUCACCUGAAGUUGGGUUUUCGAGAAAAGCUUUCCGUUUCCUGAUUCAGAGAGUUAACUCCAGGUUCUUUCUUUUUGUGGCCCUGGUUUCUCAAACAAAUGCUUGGAAUGGUACUGUUUUGAAUGGUUUGUUUUGCUCAAAUAUAAUGUUUGGGUUAGAAACAGCAUGUGCUUACGUGCCAAAUAGAAAAAAUAACUUUUGUAGCACCUUUUUAAAUAGUACUAUCAAGUAUGCUGAUGUAAAUGUAUAGCUUAGUGAUAUGUAAGGUGUUGAUCAAAUUUAAGCCAUCCGGGUGUUGAUUGCUAAUUCAAAAUAUAGAAGCUACUCGCUUGGUUAUAUUUCUAUUAUAGUUUCAAUGGACCGAACAAUGGUGAAUUUCAGAUGGGGUAUUUAGAAUGGUACUCUCAUGACCGAUGAUCCACUCCUUUACUCAUAAUAGAAGGUUGUCAACGAUUUCUGAAGCACCAAUCAUGCAAUUCACUGCCUGUCAGCAGGUGAAAAACAUGGUUAGAGCAACCUAUUAUUGCAGGUCAGUGGAGUAGAUUGUCGUAUAGUGGCAGUGGUAAUAUAGCUAUAUUUUCUGAUAAUUAUGAUUUAUAAUUCAUGAAUCAUGACACCUACCAUCAGUUUACUUCUCUUCUGAGUUCCUUUGUUUCCUUUGAUAUAAUUUAUCUAGAUAAUAUAUGCCUACUUUUGACUUGUUCCCUUUUGCCAAAGUAUGCCCACUUUUGAUAAAAGAUCCAGAUUUGAUCCAUUGUAGUUACACUGGACAAUUAAAUUAUAUAGCUGGUGCAUAUCUUAGUAGAAGCACUAUGAUCACCUUUAUCAAUGACAGCAGUUAUUUGUCAUGUUUUUUUUUUGAGCUUGAUAUUAGCCAAAAAUAUAUGUCAUGUUAUAUAUAUGGCAUGUAUGUAGUUUUGACAGUGGAUACUGAUGCACUUGCAAAGGAUCUGAACCAAUUUAUGACAGGUUUGUUUAGUUUUAUAAAAACUUGAACUUGUAUUCCUGAAGAGAAAUUAAAGGGAAAAUGCAAAGCACAUGUUGCUUUAGAACAUUCACCAAAUCAAUCUUUUUCACCUAGCUUCACAAAUCUUUGAUAUAAGUGUUUUAUCAUGUCAAGAGUUUUAUCUGUAGGAGAUAUUCCUCCUACCUUUUACUCUUUACUUUCUGUUGAUAGGGUUGGAUGUACUCAAGUUAGAGCUAUAUGAAAUGCCGUUUUCACCAAAAAAAAAAAAGAAAAAAGAAAAAAGAAAAAAAAGAAGGAGUGUUCCACAUAUCAAAUUCAAGCCAAACAUGCAUCAGCACUUCAUAGUUGUGCUAAGGUUGUAUUUCAGAUAUCUUACAUAUUAAAAUUGAGGUAUGCAAUUUUUUUUGAAUGAAAUGUGAAAAAAUAUGAACAUUUUCAAUAGUAUAUCUCUUAUAGAUAUUGAGACGGCACCUAUUCAUGAGACGUUAGUAUUCAAUCUAGUCUCUGGCCCAACUUUCAGGAGAUUGUUGCAACUCAAUAUUUUUCCUAGAACAACUAGUGAAAUGAAUACUUGCAUCAUUGAGGUUCUUCAGGUUCUAAAUCAGUUUUUUGAACUGUGUGACAUUGUUCACUAUCUGCUAGGAAGAUUUAAUAUUUCACAGGAAAAAGUACCUAUUGAUCUCUUUUUUUUUUUUUCAAUGCCAUUCAUCUCCCUUCAAUAAAGGAAGGCAACAGGUGGAUGUGGUUAUGAAUAACUGAAAGUUCUUCAAUUAUGAGUUUUUUUUGGGUUUCCCUAGGGUUUGGAGGCCAAACAUUCACCCCCUUCUCACAGUGUUCCAGAAUAAUUAAAUAUCUUUAUUGGUGUAAUGAAGAAAAAUUAACUAUAAGGCAAAGCCACAUGGCUCUAAACUCCAAAAUCUUGUUCUCUUUCUCCUUUCAAGAAACUCACAAAUGCAGCCUUAAAGACUUCCCGAAUCCAAGAUGACCAGUCUCAGUGGGCCGCCAGUUCCUUCCCUACCUCUUAACGCAAUUGCCUUUGUAAUUAAUCCAUUCUAUUUGCAUUGACCAUUCUAAUCUCCAAACUGUUUUUCCAUGUUAAUUAACUACAUUCACCUAUUGUUAUUCUCAAAAAUAUGAAUAAAAAACCAAUUAUCUAAAAUUGCAUCAGCUAUCCUUUUUGUACUGGUUCAUACUUUCAUUCUCAUUUGUCUACUGUUUUCAAGAUUUGUUGAAUUUUAGGUUCUUUCCGAAGUAAUAAUUCACAUUCGCCAAAAUAAUCCUGAUACAGACUGUCCGAACUCUCUUUUUCUAAUCCCCUGCAGUGGAGAGCUUGUCUUACAAACUUAGUGCAUGCUGAAGAUAUCUAAACUACUUUUGCAAACAAUUGUUAUCUAACAUUUUUCACAGAGCAAUUUUCAUCAAAUGUGUGAAAAUUACCUUAAUCAAUGUACCCAGUCCUGGUGGUUCAAAUCCAUCUCAGCCCAAUGAUUCAUUGCUCCAUGAAUAUGAAAUGACCAAGCUCCAUGAUUAUGAAAUAACCAAUGUUCAGCAUUAUUUAACUUCUUUAGCAAUUUCGUAUUCAAAUCUUUUUCUCCACCAUUUGCUAUCAUUUUUCUGGUCUGCAUAUCCUCAAAACCAUUAAAUAUAUUAGAUUGGUACAUUUAAGAUUUUGGCUGUCAAUUGCUAUUGUGAUACAUGCUAUUCAUUUUUUUCUAUAAAGCAAAGAAUUUUCAUUAAAAAAAAAAAAGAACAUUGUGGACUAUGAAACAUUAAAAGUACCUGGCGCAGGGCUUUCAAUCAAGGUGCGAAAUUUAACUUAGCUAGCUUUCUUCUUCUUUCUGUUUUAAUGUCUUCUGCUCUUUUUGUUUUUUUUAUGUCUUUUCUUUUUUGUUUGGGUCAGAUGCUUUUGUAGUUGAUAUUUAUUGAGCUAAUAUUGCAUGCAAAAUCUAUUAUGUAUUACCUAAAUCAUGGUGUUAAGCAUGAUUGCUUCCAUGUAGGAAUUACCAGGAUAAGUAGCGAUACAUACAAUGUCCUAGAGGACAAAGGUAUCGGUACUCUCAUGUUUACUCCUAUAUGGACAUCUGUAAUCAUUCAUAUUACUCUCAGAGUUAAGAAAGGUGCGCAGAUUUUAGGCUCACAAGGAACUGAAGUCAAUCCUGUGCCACUUUGCAUUAAGGCUGAGCCUGCUGCAUGCUUCAAAAGUUGGAUAGUUGAGAAUCAACAAGGUUAGUUAUUGGUGUUGGUUUCAGUACCAAGCAUCAACAAGGUUAGUUAUUGGUGUUGAAGACUUGAAGCCUUUACUGGGCAAUCUGGAUACAAGGAAUACUGGAAUAGUUUUGAACAAACAAAAGCAUUUUCAGACACUAUAUGCAAGUUCUGCAAGAAAGAACAGAGAGAUGUACCUAGACCUUGAGAAUCUUGUUGUGGGAGCUUGUGCGAGUUUGAUGCAACUAUAAUGGCGAACACAGAGGAUGGAGCAGUUCGAGUAUCUUCUGGAUGGUUAGGUACAUGAUUGUCAGAAAAGUUCCAUCCAGUGUUUGUGUUCAGGGAUAUCAGCACAAAAUCAUAAUGUACAUGCCUGAGGACUCAGCUUGAGAAAA